AUGUGGCUGCUGUCCAUCAAGGAGUCAAAGCUGAAAGAGCAAGACAGAACAGCCAGCGUGCAUCAGCUUCUGUACUGCCGUGUUGGGAUUGGCUACCAUCUACAGAUCCUGACCAAUGGGAGUGUACGGGGGGUUCAUGAACCCACUGAACACAGUUGGUUGAAGGUGUUUGCCAUGAAGCACGGCGUUGUGGGCAUACGUGGCGUAAAAAGCGAACUGUAUUUAUGUAUGAAUAAAGAAGGAAUUGCACAGGGAAUGAAGCAAUUUUCACCUGACUGCCUGUUUAAAGAGAACCUGGAAGAGAACAAUUACACAACCUACUCAUCUGCAGUUUACCCAGGACUGUACCUGGCUCUGUCUCAGCGAGGCCAGCUCAGGAGAGGAAAUACGGUGGGCCCACAGCAGGCCUGCACCCACUUUUUGCCACGCAAGGCCCAAACAAACUAA
Colossoma macropomum (tambaqui) is the source of this 447-nucleotide messenger RNA. It is a transcript of the gene fgf9, whose product is annotated as fibroblast growth factor 9. Lineage: Eukaryota; Metazoa; Chordata; Actinopteri; Characiformes; Serrasalmidae. The coding region runs from base 1 to 447 and encodes 148 amino acids. The transcript has 4 exons. Gene Ontology annotation, biological process: positive regulation of cell population proliferation; regulation of cell migration; positive regulation of protein phosphorylation. The record is from RefSeq and is a predicted model, not a curated record. Gene Ontology annotation, molecular function: growth factor activity; fibroblast growth factor receptor binding. Gene Ontology annotation, cellular component: cytoplasm.